GAGCGAGGCAGCUGGUAGCAAAGUCCUCGCAGCGAGUGGCGUUUCCGCUCUCACCUAAAAUAAAGAGCUCGACGAGGAGGAAGGAGAAGGCGAGGACGGAGAACAACAGACGCGGCGCUGACAGAGCCCGACCACGGACGCGUUAUAUAUAUUUUGUCCCCUUGAGUAAUUCUCGUUUGGGUGUGUCUCCUUUUAUACCACCUUUAAUGCCUCGAAUGUGAACGGGAGAGAGGAGAGAGGAUCGCUCCUAACCCUUACGUUGGUUAAGCCGUAGAGGACUCGCUGGUCGCCGGAGGAAAAGAUGUGCGAUGGAAUGGUAGCGUUUCAGACGAGAACCCUGUCCUCUUCCUCCUCUUCUUCCUCCACCUCCUCUCGAGCCCACAGGCUGGCUGCCUCCGCGCUUCUCCUCCUCUUCACCCUGCUCCCUCAUGGUCACGCAUCAGGUUGUGCACGGCCACCCGGCGUGCAGCAUGGAGACCUGCUGAAUCAGACGGAGGCGAACCGGGGAUCCUUUCCCCCGGGCACCCAGUUGACUUAUGGCUGCGAGCCAGGUUACACCGCAGAUGGACCCACCACCAUCAUUUGUACCAGUUCUGGAGCCUGGUCCUAUCAACCACCACUGUGUGUCAGGAGCAAUGUGUGUUCACCCCCUCCUGAACCAGAGAACGGGGGCUACCGCUGUCACCCCUCUCCCUGCCACCACCUCACCCAGAAGACCGUCAUCGAGUACUUCUGCGACGAAGGCUACGCUCUGAAAGGAGACUACAAGUUCCUCACCUGCCAGAACGGCGAGUGGGACGGUCUCAUGCAGAUUAGCUGCCGGCUAACACAAGUCAAAGAGCCAAGCUCUCCGCUGGGUAUCCCGGCUCUGUCGAUUGUGGCGUCCACAGCCAGCUCUGUGGCUCUCAUCCUGCUUUUAGUGGUGCUGUUUGUUCUUGUACAACCAAAACUCAAGUCUUUCCAUCACAGCAGGAGGGAGCAGGGCGUCUCGGGCCAGGGAGGCUCCAUCAUGGUGGAGGGCGUCCAGGUGAGCCUUCCCUCGUAUGAAGAGGCUGUGUACGGAAGCGGAGGACCAUGCGACGCCUCCGGUCCUCCUCCUUCUCCACCACCUCCUCUGGCUCCUCCAGAGUCACGAGUCCCAAUUGUGCUCUCUGAGGGGCUUCCUCAGGGCGCCACCGGAGGCCAAGGCUCCAGCAGAACCCGCCACCACAGAGACUUAGACUUCUGUCUCCCAUCCACCUCUUCCUCAUCAUCCUACUCUUCCCGCCGUCAUGCAGAGACAGUGCUGGUUCACCAGGCCCCCUCUUCUUCUUCCUCCUCCUCUUCCUCUUCUUCAUCAUCAUGGGCUAGAGAUCGCCCCAGGGGUGCGUGCGCAGGCCCUCUACCUCUUCGUAGAGACUCUGAGAGCAGCGACCAGAACAGUCUGCUUUCUGUCACCUCUGUGGAUGAAUUUUCUGAUGAUAUUCCCCUGCUGAAGGAAGCAUGAAGCCUGCCAAGCUGCUAUGAGCAUCAGCUGCAGAGCCCCUCUUUCUCUAUCUCUCACUGCUGACCAGGACUGACUGUGGCUGACAAACCUACCUUUUUUCCCCCGCCUCCUCCGACUUCCCUCAGCAGCACACAGGACAAAAAAAAAAAAGAAAAAAAGAAAAAGACUAGAACUAUGUCCAUUCCCCAUGCAGAGCAAAGCCAACAACCAAUCAUCACUGGUACCACAAGCAGUGUUGGAGCACCACUGGAUGCAGCUCCUGGAUACAACUAAAGACAAUUCAAAGACAAACGCAGGGGUGCCAGCUCAGCAUAAACCCUGUAGAUCCUAUGUAUAUGAGUAAAUCAUGCAUACUGAGUCAAGGUUGUGUACUAUAGGCUAUGAGUUACAAAUACUUGCGCGCCCCGCCCCAAAAGGAUAGUUCUCUAUAUCAACAUUGCUCGCAAGCGAGACACGUCGGCUCUGUGUGGGAUUACUGCCGUUAUUUUAAAAAAAGAAGUAAAUAAUUUGAGGUUUGCUCCUGAUGCCAUGGCACUCAGAAUCCGAACGGUCUUCCCGCUGUACUUGAAGAAGUUGUGAGUGACGAGCCGGGGUUUUUUUUUCCGGCCCAUCUUUGCGAAUGCUGCAUGUUGUUUUUAGUUCUCGCUGUCACGGCGCUGUCAGAGUGAAGCAUGAAGCCUCCUGUCUCUCUGUAGCUAUCUGUGUAUCUGGUUGGCUUCUAGCAUAUGGAUCAGUGGGAUUCUUUUUCCCGUUGCCAGAUGCACUCGGGUAUCUGGGGAGGCGCUGCUUCUGUCGCAUGAGUGGAAUCGAUUGGUGUUGUGUGGUUUCCGGGGACUGUGCUACACGUCUCGUAUCGGGGGAGGGAGACGCGUGUCACACUCGGUCUGAAAGCUGAGAAAAAGUGGGGACUGGCACAUGAUGAAACUUCAAGUUUGUUUGUGUUUCAUCCCCCCCCCCCCCCCCCCCCCCGUAUUUAUUGAUUCUCUGAGUUUCUGUGUGUGUGUGUGUGUGUGUGUGUGUGUGUGUGUCAGCUAGACAGGAGAGGACAUGUCCACAUGUGGUAGUCCUUGAUGCUGCCAUUUCCUGAUUUGCCUCUCUUCAGAUCCGAGGCUGACACCGUCUUUCACCAUAGGAAGAUGUCCCCUCCCAGUGUUGAAUUAGUCACAUGAACAAACCGGCGUCACUUCAGUCAACUUGUCAAGUACACAAUGCGUGUAUUAUUCAUGUACUCGCAAGCUGCAAUAUUUAGCAUUUUUCUGCUGAAUGGCUGGGAGUCUCCUUAGACGACACUGGCUCUCGUCCAUGUCCAUACCGAACUGAAGACUCUCCCAGUUUUGUGCAUUAUCGACUCAACUGCAACUGGUUGCAGUGGAAUAUAGUGAGGUUUUGUUAUAUAUCACCCUUCCCCCCCGCCUCACACACUCACUCACUUCCCCCCCCCCCUUUAAUGCCAAGAGCAUAUUUUAAGAGAAAUGUGUUAUUUUAUAAGAAGUCGCCCCUCUGUUUUUUCAUUGCCACUUGAAUAGCAUUUGGUGGUUGAGCUGGUCACCGUGGAAACGACAUGACUCAGAUGGAUCCCGAGAAUCACUUUACGAGCUUAACUGCUUUAAAAAAAAACACACACAAACAACAACUUGUCUGAAUUUGUUUUUUUUUGUUGUUUUUCCAUUCUGCAUUUGUGGCCUUCUCUCAUCGUCAGUGGCUACGUUAUUAAUGCAAACAGAAUGUUGCCUUAGACUUGUACAUUUCCCCACUUUUUUUUAAUGUAUAAUCUCAAGCCUCCACAUUGGUUGCUUUACAGUUCUGUUCUCUCAAUGGCCUUACUCUAUUCUUUUCUAUUCUAUGCAUAAAACUGUCUUUGUGUAUUCAUCACUGAGUUUACUUAACUGACUCUUGUGGACACGACUGAACUGGUGUCCACUGGAUUCUCUGUCCUCCCCUAUCAUUUCCAACAACUGAUGAUAAUGAUGAUGAUGAUGAUCCUAUAAGUAUAUUUCGCUAUUCAGUUGCUUCUUUUUUUUUGCUAUCAGGCAUUAAAAUACGAUGGGAUUGAAAAGAAAAAUAAGGCAAAACAAAUUAACUUUUUGUUCAGAAGCACUGUUGUACGGUGUUGCUUCCCAGAAAAUAACAGAAAAAAAACACAUAAUUUCAACACUUUCAACAGCUUUGGGUUUUUUUUCCUAUGUACAUGGCAGUGGGUGUGAAGAUAGUAAUUUAAUAUUUGUAUAAAGUUUAAUUUAAUAUUACAGUGUGUAUAUAACUUUCUAAUUAAAGCUUUCUUUUGAAUGUGGAA
Solea solea (common sole) is the source of this 3779-nucleotide messenger RNA. It is a transcript of the gene susd6, whose product is annotated as sushi domain containing 6. The record is from RefSeq and is a predicted model, not a curated record. Lineage: Eukaryota; Metazoa; Chordata; Actinopteri; Pleuronectiformes; Soleidae. The coding region runs from base 302 to 1486 and encodes 394 amino acids. The transcript has 7 exons.